Messenger RNA from Wasmannia auropunctata (little fire ant), 2349 nucleotides. It is a transcript of the gene PIG-Z, whose product is annotated as GPI mannosyltransferase 4. The record is from RefSeq and is a predicted model, not a curated record. The transcript is spliced from 5 exons. Gene Ontology annotation, cellular component: endoplasmic reticulum membrane. The coding region runs from base 245 to 2272 and encodes 675 amino acids. NCBI's taxonomy places the organism in Eukaryota, Metazoa, Arthropoda, Insecta, Hymenoptera, Formicidae. Gene Ontology annotation, biological process: GPI anchor biosynthetic process. Gene Ontology annotation, molecular function: alpha-1,2-mannosyltransferase activity.
GUUAGGUUUGUUCUUUACAGCUGCGCUGAAUUGGCCAGUGAGAGAUAAAAGUAUAAAUAGUAUCCUCGAGCAAUGUGUCAGAUAACGAGUACCGCAAUUAUAAUGCGAUUCUCUGAGUAUCUUGAUCACAAACGGAGGUGAAGAGAGUCGAUAAUUUAUGGCUCUAUAAUCUCUCUUCUUUGAAUAAAUGUCGGAGAACUGUCAUUGAGGUUAAGUUGUGAUGAACUAAUCCUUGCAGAAAAACAUGUCAUUGAAGCCCAAAAACGAGUAUCGCAGGUCCAUCGAUGACUAUCAAACUGCGGCACCUGUGCGGCGUGGGCUCGGUCUCUAUUGGAUUCUAGCCGCGUUGAGAAUAGUCCUCACCUUCGUCUCGCAGACAGGCUACAUUCAUCCCGACGAGUUCUUUCAGUCUAUUGAAGUUAUCUCUGGAGACCACUUUGACAUUGACGUCUACAAGCCGUGGGAGUUCAAUGCCACCUUUCCCAUACGUUCCGCAUUUAUUCCUCAAGUCGUCGUCGGUCUGCCGUACGCGAUUCUCAAGGGACUGUCCCCGUACACGUAUCACUUCCUCGGGUUAUCGCUGAGGAGGCCGUACUUCUUCGUGCUCUUCCCCCGGCUCUUCAUGUGCGCACUCUCCUUCCUGUCGGAUUACUUUCUGUACAAGAUCUGCUACAUGUACGGGCAGAAUUACCGAGUCAGGCUCGUCACGUACGCCAGCUCCUACGUCAUGCUCACCUACGCCACCCGUACCCUGUCCAACUCUGUUGAACUGGUGCUGACCGCCGCACUGUUGUAUUUCGUUUCCCGGUGCAUGGCGCGUUCGGAGAAGGUGGUGUUGCAGAGCGAUUACCUCUCCAAGAAGUACUACGAAGCGACGUCCGUCGUAGAGCGUGUCAAGUACUACAAGCUCAGGGCGUUGCUGCCGUCGCAUUCACUGAACGACUGCUUCGUGCUGGCGACGAUAACGGUGAUAGGGAUAUUCAACAGGCCGACCUUCAUCGCGUUCGCCUUCAUUCCCAUCUUCUUCUGGCUGCAAAGGGGACUGAACUCGAAGAGCAUCGGCUUCAAGGACUUCCACAUCCGGAUGCUCGUCUUUGUCCUCUGCGGACUGCCGGCCGCGCUGCUUUUCAUUCUAGCCGACAGUUUCUACUUCGGAUAUUUAACGAUGGCGGAGAUCGGCCGACUGGAGGUCGGGAUCGACAGUUUUGUGGUGACGCCGGUUAAUUUUCUCAAGUACAACGUGAACACGAAGAAUUUGGAGUUGCACGGGCUGCAUCCUCGUUUCCUGCAUUUCCUGGUGAACGUUCCGCUGCUGUUCAACGUCCUGGGGAUCAUUGGACUGCUCACGUGCGCGAAAAUGAUACACAGCGGGCUGAGGGCACAAUGGUUGCAUCUACCGCGCCUGCAGAGCAUCGUAGGCCUGAUGACGUUCACGUUCGUCGUUCCGGUCGCCCUGCUGUCCCUCUUUCCUCACCAGGAGGCCCGUUUCAUAAUCCCGGUGCUGUUCCCGCUGGUGUUCCUUUACGCGCCCGAGUUGAGCCAGGUGCCCAGUCUGGACAUCGUCCGGAGAUGCGACGGCAGAAACGGCGAGUCCUGCGGCGCCGUCAAGCCGACGACGUGGCGUAGGUCCGGGAAAUUGACGCUCUGGUACGUCGGCAAUCUGCUGCUGGCCCUCUUCUACGCUUUCGCGCACCAGGGCGGCGUUUUGCCGCUCGCGUCCCACAUCACGACGGAGCUCGAGGCGAAGCCGCAUCUCGCCCACGUGCACCUGUACACCUCGUACAGCUACUCGCUGCCCACGGCGUUGCUGCAGCUGCGUAACACCCGCAGGGUCUACCGCAGCAGCAGUAAUCACAAGUACAAACUGACGCGGGACUUUCACCUGUACGAGCGCGGCUCCGAGCCGCUGCCGCGGGUGUUCGACAGCAUCGCCCGGAGGGUCAGGGACUGCGAGGAGAGCUUCGCCGCCGACAGGAUCCCCUACAGAUUGUACUACGCGUUACCGGCCUCCGCGAUAAACGAGUUCGCGGAAUUGUCGAGCAAUAAUUCACACUUGUUCAGGUUUCACGUGGUCAAGACUUUCUAUCCUCACAUCUCCGUGGAGAAAUUGCCGUCGUUGCGUUCACUCGAUGGAUUGGCACAUUUAUUAAGUUUGCGAAGCGACAGCAUUUUUAACGCUAUCGUUGAGACUGCAAAGGACGUUUAUGGGUACGUCGAACAGUUUAGGUUACUGUUGCUAAAGAUCGAAUACUUAGUGCCUGAAUCGAGAUGAAAUAGGUGCAAUAAAUAAAUAAAUUUAAAAAAAUUGGGUGUGUAUUUACACACACAUACUUUUAUUGUACAUACAUA